AUGACUGUUGACUGGUGUGACCGGACUCUCCACAUGUGUAGCAGAUGUACUCCAGAGCUCCAUGUUCAGAAUCAAACUGUAUUUGGAUAUGAAGGUGAGGAUGUGGAAAUAAAAUGCCUCCAUAGAAACCUCAGUGGAGAGAAGAAGUGGUGCAGAGUUGAUGGAUCUUGUCUGGAAGCUGGAGAAGUGAAUGGCAUGUCAGUGGAGACAGCAGAUGUAGCAGGAGUGUUCAGAGUGACUCUGAGGAACCUCCAGGAGAAGAACAGCGGCUGGUACUGGUGCUCUGUGGGACAGUUCCAGAUGCCUGUUCACAUCACUGUCAGUAAGGGGACCAUUCCUCACACCACCAGCAUCACUGAGACAACUCCAACAACAGAGAUGUCUCUCAGCACUGCAGAUGAAAUCUCUGAAUGCAUUUCCAUUCUGAAUCCCAAAAAAGAAAUCUGGAAAGAAAUUCUUGGCACCCUUUUGAAGUUUGCUGUGGCGCUGGUCUGUCUCACCCUCUCUGCCAUAACUGCAGUGAAGCUCCUGAAGCUCAGAGCUGCUCUAGCUAAAGAUGAUGGAAAUGCUCCUGAUCCCAGUGCUGAGUAACACACCCCAGUGUUGAGUUGAACUGGCCUGAACUACUGUAGUACUGUGUGCACUCUGGCAUUAGCUGAGUCAUUGUUCAUUUUGCAGCUGAGGGUCAUGGCAGUGGAUGCUGGGCUUUUGAGUCACUGGGCUGAGAGUUGAGCAAAGGAAAGCACUGAAGGCAGAAUUCUUCAAUCAGAAAUUAAUACGUUGUUUAGUCACAGCUUAAAAAAACUGUUAAUGACUGUCAUAAGCUAGAUGCUUUCACAUGGCCAGAUGACUACUGCAUCACUGUUUAAUGAUCAAUUGUUGUUAAUGAACUUCAUUCUUAUUUUUGUGUUGUUUACUGUAAUGUGAUAUGGUUGAUACAUUGUGCAGAGAAUUCAAUAUUAUGUUCUAUUUUACACCACUGUUAUACAUCUUUAAUCUUUAAUUGCUGUAUUGAUGUAUUAGAUAUUUCAGUGUGAUAGUGAACUCAAGACUGUAAUCAUG
Molecule: messenger RNA, 1062 nt
Organism: Sardina pilchardus (European sardine)
Lineage: Eukaryota; Metazoa; Chordata; Actinopteri; Clupeiformes; Clupeidae
Product: CMRF35-like molecule 8
Exons: 4
Coding region: 1-591 (196 amino acids)
Source: RefSeq, a predicted model, not a curated record